AUAUAUUUGUACAGCAUAUUCAUUGAACACUAAGAUGAAGUUUAUAUUAAAAAUUGUUUCACACAAAUAACAAAGUUCAAUUGUUAAUUAAAUUAACAAUAAUUAUUUACUAUUAUUAUUUGUUUUGUUUUCGUGACAAUGACUUAAUAUUUUAAUAUAUCUAACAUACAUUAGAAUGAAGAAUUGAGCAAAAAUGCCUCACAAAUCUCGUUAUAGUUGUGCAAAUACUUUAAACGUUCGCGAAAUAAUUAAUUGGCUAACAUAUAACAGUCAUGUCAAAGAUGAUAUUUUGAGUGAUGCGAUAAUGAAUUUCCUCCUACAUCAUGAAGAAUUAUUCGAGACUUAUGUUGAAAGGAACAUCAGUUUAAAAACUGUACAGCAAUGGUUAAAGAUGAUGAUAGGAGAAUCAGAAAAUGAUACUUCCAAAGAAUAUUUCAAUUCUUCAUCUUUAUGCAAAGACUUAUACUGCCAUAUACAAAAUGGAGAUAAGAAAAUAGUUUUAUCAGAAUUCUGCUUCGUCCUUCAAGAAAUAUUAAAAUCGGAUGAUUUAACGAUUGAAUCAUGCAAAGAAUUAUCAUCAGAUAACAUUAUGUUACCGUCUAAAGCAAAAACAGUGCUUACUUAUAGUAAGAAGUCAAUGAAAAUAGAUAUAACAUCGAAUUAUCCCCAUUACAAUAUGGUUAUUAAAAUUUGUAGAAGAAAUGGCAUAUUUAGUAAAAAUGAAUAUGAUAUUGUCAAGUUUAUUUCUGAUUCUUUGAUGGCUUGUUUUUCAUUAUGUGGAGAUUCUUUGGAACGUUGCAAUAAUUGCAUGCCAAAAGAAUUCUUCCCACAAUUAAGAUUAUUGACGAUUGACAAAGAUCAGACUACAGUCAUUAUACCGAAAAUUCUUAUGCGAAUUAAAUCGUUCCUUUCGGCUGAUCGUGUUAAUUUGUUUAUAUUUAAAGAAAAAACAAACGAAUUGGUUGCAAAAUAUUUUGAUUUAGGUGAUGUAAUCGUUAAGUCGAAGAUUUCUUGUCAAAUAGGUAAAGGCUUUUGUGGCUCUUGUGCCUCAUCUGGAAAAUUACUUAAUAUUGUAGACUGCACUAAGGAAAGUAGAUAUUCUAAUGAAGUAUUAAAAAUGAUUGGAUGUGAAGUUAAAAACAUCAUUUGUUAUCCAAUUAUCUCUUCUAAAAAAUUGUUUGGAGUCCUUCAAGGUUUGAAAUUUCUUCAUCCUCCUUUCAACGAUCAACAUGAAACUAUAGUGAGGUGUAUGGCACCUUACUGUUCUUUUUUAUUGCAUCUAGAAUAUCUUUAUUAUUUAAAAAAACAGAAAAUUAAUUGCUUAAGUAUAUCAUCAGAAAUGCUACGUUAUCACAUUCAAAAGAAGAAUUCAAUUGUAAAGACAAUUCUAGAAAAUCCUAGUUUAGAAGUAAUUCCAAGAGAUAUCGACACUAUUCAUUUCAAAUAUAUCGAUAUAUCAAUUCAAGAAAUACCUAAAUUGUUUAUCUAUUUAUGUGACCAAUUGUUAGGGAUAAAUAAUUAUCCAUUAGUAAAACUUUGCAAUUUUAUAAUUACAGUUAUAAAAUGCUAUCGUCAGAUUCCAUAUCAUAACAUCUUUCAUGCUUUCAAUGUGACUCAUUGUAUGUAUUUAAUGAUUAAAAGUAACAGGAAUAUUUUUUCGAUUAUCGAAGUGAAAGCCAUGAUUAUUGCAUGCAUAUGUCAUGAUAUAGACCAUAGAGGAUUUAAUAACUCUUACCAUUCUGUGAUUAAAUCCCCAUUCGCGAUUUUGUAUACAAAAUCAAUUUUAGAGCAUCAUCACUUCGAUAUGACAAUAUUCAUUCUUCAAGAAGAUCAAAAUAACGUUUUAUGUGAUUUAUCUACUUUGGAUUAUAAAUUUGUUUUAAGUAGCAUUGAAUCUUUGAUUCUGGCAACUGACUUUGCAUCAUUUCAUCACAAUAAAAGAAACCUAACGAAUAUUAUGAAAAGUAAAGAUUUCAAAAUACCAGAUAUUUGGUCUAACUUAGAUAAUAGAACAUGUUUGAAGAAAAUCAUGAUGGCUGGAUGUGAUUUAUCUGGAGUGUGUAAGCCAUGGCCAACUGUCGUUGCAAUUGUAAAGCAAAUAUAUGAAGAAUUUUACAAUCAGGGUGAUAAAGAAAAGGAAAUUGGAAUACAUCCGAAUUCAAUGAUGGAUAGAGAUUCACAGGAUAGAAUACCAGAAGAUCAAAUAAAAUUUAUUAAAUACAUAUGUAUACCUAUUUAUGAGAAAUUAGCAAUUUGUCUUCCAAAUACUAAGCCAAUACUUCAAGCCAGUAGAAGAAUUUUACAACAAUGGCAGAGAUAUACUAGAAAGAUAAACAUGGAUCUUGUGGCUCAAGAGAAUAUAUCUUUACAAAAGAAGAACAAGAGAAGAAUUGAAGGAAUAAAUCUGAAAAUUAAAUAGAAUUAAAUCCUUAGUAUUAAUUUAAAAUUUAUAUUCUUAGCUAAAAUAAAAUAUAUUUUUUCUUUAA
This is a messenger RNA of Centruroides sculpturatus (bark scorpion), 2486 nucleotides long. RefSeq names its product cAMP and cAMP-inhibited cGMP 3',5'-cyclic phosphodiesterase 10A-like. The coding region runs from base 194 to 2419 and encodes 741 amino acids. NCBI's taxonomy places the organism in Eukaryota, Metazoa, Arthropoda, Arachnida, Scorpiones, Buthidae. The transcript has a single exon. The record is from RefSeq and is a predicted model, not a curated record. Gene Ontology annotation, molecular function: 3',5'-cGMP-stimulated cyclic-nucleotide phosphodiesterase activity; protein binding. Gene Ontology annotation, biological process: negative regulation of receptor guanylyl cyclase signaling pathway; signal transduction.